Sesamum indicum (sesame) is the source of this 691-nucleotide messenger RNA. The record is from RefSeq and is a predicted model, not a curated record. NCBI's taxonomy places the organism in Eukaryota, Viridiplantae, Streptophyta, Magnoliopsida, Lamiales, Pedaliaceae.
UCAAUUUCUAUAUGCAGCAACUAUGACAUAUUUCUGACCAGAGAUUGCUUAGCCUAUGCGAGAGUGAAGCCUGCUGUCAAUCAGAUCGAGACACAUCCUUAUUUCCAGCGAGAUUCUCUUGUUAAGUUUUGUCAGAAACACGGUGUCUGUGUUACUGCCCACACUCCUCUUGGAGGUGCCACAGCCAACACAGAAUGGUUCGGUUCAGUGUCAUGUUUGGAUGAUCCAGUUCUUAAAGGUCUUGCCAAGAAGUACAAUAAGACUGUGGCUCAGAUUGUUCUUCGCUGGGGUAUCCAACGGAAUACAGUCAUAAUACCGAAGUCAUCAAAAGUCGAGAGAUUGGAGGAGAACUUUCUGGUAUUUGAUUUCGAGCUUACUAAAGAAGACAUGGAUUUUAUCAGAACUAUUGACCGCAAUUAUCGGACCAAUCAACCUGCCAAGUUUUGGGGCAUAGACUUGUAUGCAUAAGUUGCUUGUGCAUCGAAUCUGCAAAGGCUAAUCUGCUCUUAUCUUGUAGGGAUAAAACAUGGGAGAGGCGGAUUGUCUCUCAAUCUUGCAAAGUUUGUUGUUUAAAGAAUCUGAACCUAUAGAUACAUUUGGUGAUUACGUUCAUCGAUUGUGAAUCAUGGAGAUUGUGAAUCACUCCAUGAAGGAAAAUUGAAUUUAAUUUGAUCUUUCACAUUGUGUGCCA